This is a messenger RNA of Dermatophagoides farinae (American house dust mite), 3914 nucleotides long. RefSeq names its product protein zyg-11 homolog. The record is from RefSeq and is a predicted model, not a curated record. NCBI's taxonomy places the organism in Eukaryota, Metazoa, Arthropoda, Arachnida, Sarcoptiformes, Pyroglyphidae. Gene Ontology annotation, cellular component: Cul2-RING ubiquitin ligase complex.
GAGAAAGUAAGUUUGUUUGAUUUGAAAUCACCAUCAUCAUCAUCAAUUAAUUUGUACAUGUGUAUUUGAAUAUGAAAUAUUAAUAAAAGUUUUAAUUCAUCAGAUACAACCCCUGUAUUCAACUCGCAAAAAAAAGUGAUAAAAUGUCGGUGAUCAAAUUUGGAUUUAAUUGAUUUCAAUGACACACACAUGAAAAUACUUGUGUGUUCGUCGAAUCAAGUCAAUUUUUUUUGUCUGUUAUUUAGCAAUUAUAACACAGCAAUAACAAUUUAUUUAUCUCCAUUAUAACAACAAUCUAGUCGCAUUUUGUUUUGUUUUGUUUAAAAAAAAAUUUCAAGACAAUAAAAAAACUACGUAAAUUACGUUGAUUAAAUCAGUCACUGCUUCCGAUUUCGAUAUGACAAUGCUAACUGAUAAUUUUUCCAGUUUUUUUUGACAAAUUUUUCCUCAAGAUUCGAUUCGGAUUUUUUUUUUUGUUCAUCAUCAUCAUCGUUUUGUCUUGUUUUUUGUUUGAAAAAAAUUUCCAUAAUUCAAUACUACACAAAGUGAUCCAAUUUCAUCAUUGUCAACAUUUCGAAAGAACGAAAUAAAAAUGACGCAAAAAGAAAUGUUACCAUUAUCGUUAUAUGAAAUAGCAUUGAAUGUAUUUUGUGAAUCAUUGUAUAGAUGGAGUCAACCUCAACAUCAUUCAUCGAUUAUCAACAACAAUCGUGCCGGUCAUCAAAAUAAUAAAUUAAACAACCAUUUGAAUAAUGGCGGUGGAAAUAAAAAUAUCAACAACAACAACAACAACAGUGCCAAUAAUUUAAGCAAUAACAACGAGAAUAAUAAUGAUAAUCAAUCAUGGUCACGAUUAAUAGCACGUGAACAACAUUCAAUAAAUCUAAUAUUUUCAAGUUUACAUGCACGUACACCACAAUGGGUAUUAUCAUCGCGGCCAUCAUCUACUGACAAUCUUGCUGCUUUUAAUAGCAAUAAUAAUGGCCACAACAAUAAUAAUGUUGAUGAUAAAUUAAGUUCAUUUAAAAAAUCUUGCCAUAAUUUAAUUGGUACAUUCUUUGGACGUAAAUCCUUAGAAUCAUUGGAAGAAGAAACCAUUAGACAACAGCAACAUCUAUCCAGACAACAACAACGACAAAAUAAUGAUGAAGAUGAUGAUGAUGAUGAAUUAUCAGCAAUCCAGCUUUAUUAUAGACUAUCUGAAAAUAUCUGUCAAGAUAUUAUCGAUAGAUUUCAACAAUUAUAUAAAAUGAAUGAUCGUACAUUGUCAUUUCCAUUGUUUGAUGGUGAUGUUAAUACAAUAACCACGUUUCGAAUUGAAAAUGCAACAUUGAUCACUGUGGAUGGAUUAAAAGUAUUGAAAAAACAUAAUUUAAUUCGUUUGAAAAUGGCACAUCUAAUGAAUUGUACGAUUACCGAGUUGAUUAACAAUCUAUCACCUUGGUCUAUUUGGAAUCUGGAAUCAUUUAGUGUUCCACAUUGUUCGCUAACAAAAUUCAAUAAAAUUUGUAUCAUUUUAUCAUUGACAAGAUUAACAAAUCUUGUACAUCUGGAUGUUUCAUAUACAUCAUUCAAUAAUCAAUGUUUAGAAAUAAUAACCGAUCAUCUGGUCAAUUUGAGAUCGUUGGAUUUAACGGCCACCAAAUUAACCCUAUUGAAACCAUUGAGAAAACUAGAAAAAUUGAAUCGUUUACAUUUGCAUAAUGUUGCACUCACUUGUAAAGAUGAAAAUAAUUUAGGUGAACUAAAAAAUCUUGAAUAUCUCGAUAUAUCGGAUGAUCGUUUUGCUAUCGAACCCGAAAGAUAUGUUGUCUAUGAUCAUUUGGCUGAAUUUUUUCCACAAUUUAUUCAAUUUGAACGUUUAACGGAAUUGGAUAUUUCUGGACGUCGUGUGUCAGCAUCAUUAGUUUGUCAACUAAUACGACAACGAUUAUUGGAACAUAAAGAAAAUCCACGAUUUCGUCCAUUAAAAUUUAUUGGUCUUAUGUCAACGGAAUUCAAUUUCACCGAAAUGUUUGAUCUGGAUACACGAACACAUGGCCGUUUAAUGAUUGCUGGAACGGGAAAAUUAAUUCAUGUUAUACAAUCAUUACUUCGAUAUCGAAAUCGUGCAACAUUCAUACAGAAAGCAUUGAAUUGUUUAUGUCAAUAUACAUUUUCCGAUAAUAUUCUAUUGAUUGAGCAACAACAACAACAACAACCACCAUUACUGGAACAAGAAAUUGAUAUAUUUGAUCCGAAUAUUCUCGACAAUAACAACGAUGAUUAUGAUGAUGAUAAUUAUGAAUAUGACGAUACUAUGGAUAGUCGAGAAAUAUUAGCCGCUGAAAGCCGUUUACAGCCGAAUGAAAUUCGUCCAUAUCGAUCAUCACUUGUCGUAUUGAUUGUUGAUAUAAUGGAUAGGCAUAUGAAAAAUCAACAGCUGAUUCUUUUUUCAACUGGUAAUCUUUAUAAUUUAACGAAAAAUAAUUCAAAUCUACAUCCAUUCAUUCUACGUAAAGUCGUAAAUAUUUGUAUUGAAACCAUGAAACAUUAUUCAACGGAAUAUCAAAUCAUCAAAAAUAUUCUAUUGACAAUGUGUUCAGAUCGUAUAUUGCAAGAUAUAACAUUUGAUCGUUAUAGCUGCAUUCGUUUGGUUAUGGAUACAUUGUUUACUUUUAGUGAUUUAUCUGUAAAUCGUCUUGCUCUCGGUAUCUGUGCCAUAUUGGCAGCUAAAAUACCAACCGUAGAGAAUGCAUUGAUGGGUUCACAAUCUGUUUAUCUGAAAAAAUUACUUGAUCUUGUAUCAGAAAGUUAUUGUGUCAACACACCAAAUAGUGAAAUUAUAUUGAAAUUAUCAUUAUCAGCAUUAUGGAAUUUUACAGAUGAUGCACCGAAAACAUGUGAAACAUUCAUCAAACAUAAUGGUAUUAAACUUUAUGUUAAUACAUUGAUUCUAUUUCAAGGUAAAAGCAAUAUUGAAACGAAAAUCCUCGGGCUUUUAAAUAAUAUUGCUGAAGUAAUAUAUUUACGGCGACAUUUAAUACAACCAAAAUUGUUACAUCAGUUAAGAAAACUAAUUUAUUCGGAUCAAAUCGAUGUAAGCUAUUUUGCUAUUGGAAUCCUAGCACAGCUUGCAUCUGACAAUAAUUUAAAUUGGUCAAAGGUCGAAGAUUUUGAUAUGGAUCAAAUGCUGCAACAAAUGCUGAAUCAAAUACAAUCAUGGCCAAAUCCAUCAUUUGAAAUGGUUGCUUAUCGUUCAUUUGAACCAUUCAUGUCAUUGUUAACAAAUGAUCGACAUGAAUCAAUUUCAUUAUGGGCAUUAUGGGCUAUACAUCAUGUUUGUACGAAAAAUCCAAAUAAAUAUUGUCGAAUGUUAUUUGAUGAAAAAUGUAUUACAAAAAUUAUCCGAAUUCUUAUUGAACGUUUACAACGUGAAUAUCGUAUCGAAUGUCAACAACAACAAAGCAAAUUAUCUAGACGUUUAAUUAAUCUAGUAACUAUUACGGAUGAUGAAUUUCAAAUUUUAUGUAAAGCCCAAACCGAUUGGAAUUGUCAUGAACGUAAUCAAUGGAAUAUUAUUAUUGAAAAAAAAUCUUCAACAAAUGAUAAUAAUCGAUUAUUGGAAUGUAAAACACCGUUUAUCAACUGGAAAAAACCUGCCACACUAGUUGAUGAAUGUGAUUGUUUACUUAAAUAUUGGUUGGAUAAUGAUCCAUUAAUACGAUUAUCAUCAAUCAUAUUGAAAUCAUUUCAUUGUUUCUCACCAAUACCGCUCAAACUAUGAUGAUGAUUUCAUUGGAGCCUAUUCAUUUGUUCAAUGUUUUUUUUUGCGAUUUUUUCGUAUUCAUAAUUCAUUAUCGUCGAUCUCAUUUAUAUUAUGUAAUUUUUGCAAUAUUUCACAUUUUUAUUUCUCGGGCUUUUGGUGAUUUGGA